Impatiens glandulifera is the source of this 3707-nucleotide messenger RNA. RefSeq names its product auxin response factor 19-like. Gene Ontology annotation, molecular function: DNA binding; protein binding. Bases 306 to 3389 code for a protein of 1027 amino acids. Lineage: Eukaryota; Viridiplantae; Streptophyta; Magnoliopsida; Ericales; Balsaminaceae. Gene Ontology annotation, biological process: response to hormone; regulation of DNA-templated transcription. Gene Ontology annotation, cellular component: nucleus. The transcript is spliced from 13 exons. The record is from RefSeq and is a predicted model, not a curated record.
AAAAACUAAAAAAAUAAGCAAAGUAAAGAGAGAGAAAGCCAUUAGAGAGAGAGAUGAAGAAAGAGAUGUCUGGAAGCUGUAGUGUAAAAUAGGGGGCAUAAACUGUACCAUUUGGUCUCUACAAUUACAAAGACUCCUUUUUUAUAACCCUUCUUCACUCUUUCCCUUCUCGCCGCCCACUUUUCCGGCCACCGGAAAAUUACCCAAUUCUUUUUCCGGCCUCUUUCUUUCAAUCAUGACAACAACAACUACAUGAUCAGUUUUCUCACAUCUUCAUUACAAAUUUAUCUGCCCUUCCCUAAAACAUGCCGCCCGCCGGCGUUGGACCCUCCGCCGCCAUACCCAUCUCCAAUACAGCCGAAGGAGAGAAAAAGAGUAUAAAUCCAGAGUUAUGGCAGGCCUGUGCCGGGCCGUUGGUGAACCUGCCGGCGGCAGAAACCUAUGUUGUCUAUUUCCCACAAGGCCACAGCGAACAGGUUGCUGCUUCUAUGAAGAAGGAUGUUGAUGCUCAGAUUCCAAAUUAUCCAAAUCUCCCUUCAAAAAUCAUUUGUCUUCUUCAUAAUGUCACGUUGCAUGCUGAUCCAGAAACAGAUGAAGUUUAUGCUCAAAUGACCCUUCAACCAGUUCCUUCGUUUGACAAAGAAUCGCUUCUGAGAUCGGAUCUGUCGAUGAAAACGAUCAAACCUCAGACCGAAUUCUUCUGUAAAACGUUAACAGCAAGCGACACUAGUACACACGGAGGUUUCUCAGUUCCUCGUCGAGCUGCUGAAAAAAUAUUCCCAUCUCUUGAUUUCAAUUUGCAACCUCCUGCUCAAGAAUUGAGGGCGAGAGAUUUGCACGAUAACGAAUGGACCUUUCGCCAUAUCUACCGAGGCCAACCAAAAAGGCAUUUACUCACAACUGGUUGGAGUCUCUUUGUUAGUGGGAAGAGGUUGUUUGCUGGUGACUCGGUUCUGUUCAUUCGAGAUGAGAAGCAACAACUUCUUUUGGGAAUCAGACGGGCUAAUCGACAACCAACGAAUCUUUCGUCUUCUGUUUUGUCGAGCGAUAGUAUGCAUAUUGGUAUCUUGGCAGCUGCAGCCCAUGCAGCAGCUAACUAUAGUCCUUUCACGGUCUUCUUCAAUCCAAGAGCAAGCCCUUCAGAAUUUGUGAUUCCUUUAGCUAAGUACUAUAGAGCAGCAUGCAGCAAUCAAAUAUCUUUGGGAAUGCGUUUUCGAAUGAUGUUUGAAACCGAGGAAUCGGGUACUAGAAGGUAUAUGGGAACAAUAACUGGCAUAAGUGAUCUUGAUCCUAUUAGAUGGAAAGGCUCUCAAUGGAGAAACUUGCAGGUUGGAUGGGAUGAAUCGACCGCAGGUGAAAAACGUAACCGUGUAUCCAUAUGGGAAAUUGAACCUGUGACGGCUCCUUUCUUUAUUUGUCCUACUCCUCCGUUUUUUCGACCCAAACGCCCUAGACAACCUGGAAUGCCCGAUGACGAUUCUUGUGAUGUAGAGAAUUCGUUUAAGAGAUCGACGAUGCCAUGGUUAGGCGGUGGUGAUGAUUUAGGCAUGAAGGAUACUCACUCGCUUCCUGGUCUAAGCUUAGUCCAAUGGAUGAACAUGCAACAACAACAACAACAACAUAAUCCUUCUUCUUUAGCGAUGGGGAAUUCAAUGCAGCCAACAAAUUACAUGAAUUCGCCCGUUCUUCAGAACUUUGGUGGAUCCCAAAUGGGAUUGCAAUCAAACCAAGUUUCACAUUUUAAUUCUCAUAAGCCGCCUCCAUUACAGCAACCUUCAUCUAUGAAUCCCUUAGGUUCCAUCUUACAGCAUCAACAUCAACAACAACAACAACAUCAGUUGGCCGAUAUUAGCCAGCAAACGAAACAGAGUCUAAUUAAUCAUCAAAAUCUGCCAUCGAUGUCCACGAACGAUGUUCUUCAUCAGCAACCACAGCCAACUUCCAUUUCAAACCAUCAGCUUCAAAGAAACAUGUCGUCGUCUAAUUUUCAACAGCAGCAACAGUUUCUCACGCAAAACCAACAGCAGAAUUUGAUGUCAAACUCUCAGCUUCACGACCCGGUUUCGCAGCAGUUACAGUUCUCGGAGAAUCAAUAUAAGCUCCAAUUCUUACAGAAGCUGCAGCAACAACAACAAGUUCUUUUAGCCCAACAAUCAUCUCAACAACAACAACUUCCGGAAGCAUCUCAGAACUUCUCUAGAUCAACGACAUCUAGCCAAAUGCUCGAAAUGCAUCAAACAAGCACAACACAUCUCACCCCUCAGCCUGGUCUGCCAAAAAUCGAUAGCCAACAUAAUAUCAGAUUCUCAAAGCCAACGAGCAAUCAACUCUCGGCAGCAAAUGGAGGACAGUCUGUAAUAACCGACGAUGUUCCUUCUUGUUCAACAUCGCCUUCCACAAACAAUUGCAACAACAGAAUCCAAAGACAUACAAGCUUGGGAGACGACAUGACGACUCAUUCGUCUGCCAUUCUCUUCGGUUCUAGCGGUUUGGAGUCUAUUUCCGCUAACAAUAGCUUGAUUAAAGACUUGCAGUUAAAACCCGAUGCUAAAAGUUCGAUGAAUAUCACAAGCAAGAGUCAAAGCCAAGGAUUUUUAGCCCCAUCAACUACAUACAUGAGUGUUGGCGGAGGAGGACAAAUGGAUUAUUUGGACACAUCAUCAGCUACCUCGGUUUGUCUCUCGCAGAAUGACUUACAUUUACAACCGCAGAAUGCCACAACAAUGACAUAUAAUAAUACUCAAACGAUGUUAUUUAGAGACACGGGUACCCAAGACGAUGAGGUUUUGCAUAUCGAAAGCCAAUUGGGAGGAAUACCUAUGAUUCCCGAACCUUUGCUCCCGAAAACAAAUGUCGGUGACGGAGGAAUUCUUUCCAACUAUGAAGGAGUUAAAGAUCUUCAACAAGAACUUUCUUCAUCAAUGGUUUCCGAACCAUUUGGAGUUCCCGAUAUUGGUUUCAACUCCCUCGAUUCUCCCAUAAACGACAAUAACUUCCUCAACCGAGGUUCUUGGGCGCCACCACCUCCUCCCCAACUUCAGAGAAUAAGAACAUAUACCAAGGUUUACAAGCGUGGAGCGGUUGGAAGAUCGAUUGACAUAGGUCGUUACUCUGGAUACGAGGAGCUAAAACAAGAUCUAGCUCGUAGAUUUGGUAUUGAAGGGCAGCUCGAGGAUAGACAUCGUGUUGGAUGGAAACUUGUUUAUGUUGAUCACGAAAAUGAUGUCCUUCUUGUUGGAGAUGAUCCUUGGGAGGAAUUUGUUAAUUGUGUUCGAUGUAUUAAGAUUCUUUCUCCUCAAGAAGUUCAACAGAUGAGCCUAGACGGAGAUUUUGGCAACAAUGUUCUUCCAAAUCCGGCUGGAAGCAGCUCUGAUGGUGGAAAUGUAUAAUAAAUAGAUAUGGUUUUCUUUCAAAAGCAACCAUUUUUUCUCCUACUCACAUUCAAUUUGCAUGAAUGGAUUUGAUCCAGUUCUAUUGGAGAGAAAAAUCAGCAGUCUUUUUACUUGAAUGUGAUAGAAAUUGUAAUGAAGAUGUCUUUUUUCAUACUCACAUUCAAUUUAAUGUAUUAUUCUUAGUAUUAUAGUUCUCAGUCCUAGACUCUUAUGUUUUAGUCUUGACUCUAUGUAUAGUAUAGAUGUGUAGUAGAAUUGAACCUUAAACUAAGUUUAAUGAAAUUUGAUGAGUAUAUUCUAAACAAAAUUUUAUGU